UGCGUCCGGCCAAAGGCGGUGCUACCCGGGUUGUGCCGGUUUCGGCCUGCAAUGGCGAGGGUGGUGUUGCUCGUGGGUGUGCUGGGGCUGCUACUUGUGUCUGCGCUGCCCGAGGUCCUCGGAGACCGCCCCAGCCCUGAGCACUGGACACACCCAGGGGACGCCGCCCAGGUCAGCCUUGGGGCCACGGAACCCCGGCGGCGGUUGCCGCCGCCCAGGGACCAGCGCGAGAGGGCUCGGGCCGGGGCUCUGCCCUUGGGGGCGCUGUACACCGCGGCCGUCGUGGCUUUUGUGCUGUUCAAGUGUUUGCAGCAGGGGAAAGAUGAGGCUGCUGUUCUCCAAGAGGAGGCAAGCAGGAAGGAAUUACUGCAGUCAGAGCAACAGCUGACGCAACAGCUGGCCCAGACAGAGCAACACCUGAAUAGUCUGAUGGCCCAGCUGGACCCCCUUUUUGAGCGUGUGACGACCUUGGCGGGAGCCCAGCAGGAGCUUCUGCAAGUAAAGCUACAGACCAUCCACCAGCUGCUACAAGAGAGCAAGCCAAACAAGGGUGUGGAGGUUCCAGAACCAGAGGCCAGCACACCCUUUCCUGAGGAUUUAUGUAUAGAGGAGGAUGAGGAAGAGGAUGGUGACAGUCAGGCCUGGGAGGAGCCCCUAAACUGGAGCGCAGGGACAAGGAACCUAGCUACUCCCAAGGAAGUGGUGCAGGGGCUAAGGAGAAGAUGCAGAAAGGCUGCAGCCAAGGGCCCCAGGCACAGCCCCUACCUGGAAGGAGGGACAGCAGCUGACGGUUUAGUAAAACAAAGUCUGUUCUUGUGACUGGA
Camelus dromedarius (Arabian camel) is the source of this 824-nucleotide messenger RNA. RefSeq names its product coiled-coil domain containing 107 (gene CCDC107). Bases 52 to 819 code for a protein of 255 amino acids. Lineage: Eukaryota; Metazoa; Chordata; Mammalia; Artiodactyla; Camelidae. The record is from RefSeq and is a predicted model, not a curated record. The transcript has 6 exons.